This is a messenger RNA of Carlito syrichta (Philippine tarsier), 1157 nucleotides long. RefSeq names its product protein disulfide-isomerase A2. Bases 1 to 1005 code for a protein of 334 amino acids. Lineage: Eukaryota; Metazoa; Chordata; Mammalia; Primates; Tarsiidae. The record is from RefSeq and is a predicted model, not a curated record. Gene Ontology annotation, biological process: protein folding; response to endoplasmic reticulum stress. The transcript is spliced from 8 exons. Gene Ontology annotation, cellular component: endoplasmic reticulum.
AUGGACCGCCAGCUCCUGCCUGUGCUGCUGCUGUUGCUGCUGCUUCUGGGGGCCUUGGGGCCCCGGGGGCAGGCGCAGGGGCCUGAGGGCCCCUCAGAGGAGCCUCCUGAGGAGCCUCCUGGGGAGGAAGUCCCGGAGGAUGAGGGGGUCUUGGUGCUGAACCUCCAAACCCUGGGCCCAGCCCUGCGGGAGCACGCGGCCCUGCUGGUGGAGUUCUACUCUGCAGAGGCCCAGACGUCCCCCAAGAUCUUCGCCGUCAGAAUCCUGAACCACCUGUUGCUAUUCAUCGACCAGACGCUGGCCCCGCACAGGGAGCUCCUGGCGGGCUUCAGGGAGGUGGCUCCUCCAUUCCGGGGGCAGGUGCUGUUUGUGGUGGUGGAUGUGGCUGCGGACACUGAUCACGUGCUGCAGUACUUUGGCCUCAAGGCCGAGGCGGCCCCCACCAUGCGCCUGGUCAAUGUCGAGACUACCAAGAAGUAUGCGCCCACUGAUGGAGAGCCCAUCACUGCAGCUUCUAUCACCGCCUUCUGUCACGCAGUCCUCAGUGGACAGGUCAAGCCCUAUUUCCUGAGCCAGGAAGUGCCCCCUGACUGGGACCAGCAGCUGGUCAAGAUCCUUGUGGGCAAGAAUUUCGAGCAGGUGGCUUUCGAUGAAACCAAGAAUGUGUUUGUCAAGUUCUACGCCCCGUGGUGCACCCACUGCAAGGAGAUGGCCCCGACCUGGGAGGCGCUGGCUGAGAAGUACAAGGACCAGGAAGACAUUGUCAUUGCUGAGCUGGACGCCACAGCCAAUGAGCUGGAAGGCUUUGCUGUGCAGGGCUUCCCCACCCUCAAGUACUUCCCAGCAGGGCCAGAUCGGAAGGUGAUAGAGUACAGAAGCACCAGGGACCUGGAGACCUUGUCCAAGUUCCUAGACAAUGGGGGCAAGCUGCCCAUGGAGGAGCCAGUAGCCCCCUUUCCGGAACCAUCGGCCAACUCCACUGUGGGUUCCAAGGAGGAGCUAUAGCCACUCCACACUGCUGACAGCACCUGCACAGUAUCCUGGCACUCGCACAUGGCCCGGCAACCCCCUACCACCCUGACACCCCCACGGACUGGAGCAUGUCUCGUGUGCUGGUGGACCUUGAGCUGUGAAUAAAGAGCGCUGGUCUGGGCUGA